AAUAGUUUCGCCUUUAGUGCGGACUUAAUGUUUUCAAGUUGAAGCGCGUUCAUGGACUAUUUCAAAUCAACAAACGAGGGCAAAAUGUGAAACUUUUAUUUUCCCCCAUGAAAUGUGUGCUUAUGUAUAAAACAUUAUUUACAGACUUAGAGAGGGCAUUUUGGUGCCAAAGGAAGGAUGGCUGAUGCAUUCAGUAUGGGAGAAACUAUUGAUGAUUACCAAGUGCUUAACCUUCUGGGUAAGGGGGGAUUUGCUUGUGUCUACAGAGCCAGGUCCAAUAAAACGGGGAUGGAAGUGGCUAUUAAAAUGAUUGACAAAAAGUUGAUGAAAGCACAUGGAAUGGUAGCUAGAGUUCGUAAAGAGGUAGAAAUUCACUCCAGACUGAAACACCCUUCCAUUUUAGAGCUUUACAACUACUUUGAAGAUAACAAUUAUGUUUACUUGGUGCUAGAAAUCUGCCUUAACGGGGAACUUAACAGAUACCUCAAGGCAAACUGCAAAGUUCUGACUGAGGAUGAGGCUCAACACUUUAUGCGACAGAUAGUAGAGGGCAUGUUUUAUCUUCACUCUCAUGGCAUUCUUCAUAGAGAUCUGACACUGGCCAACCUUCUCCUCACCGGAAAUAUGAAUGUAAAAAUAGCUGAUUUUGGAUUGGCCACUCAGCUUACUGUCCCAGAUGAGAAACAUUUUACCAUGUGUGGUACCCCUAACUACAUAUCUCCAGAAAUUGCCAUGAGGACAGCGCAUGGUUUGGAAGCAGAUGUGUGGUCUCUGGGUUGCAUGCUGUACACAUUUCUAGUCGGGAAGCCACCAUUUGACACUGAAGCAGUGAAGAGCACACUAAACAGAGUCAUCCUUGCUGAUUUUGAACUUCCAAAUCAUCUGUCAGAAGAUGCUAAAGAUCUGAUUCAGUCCCUUCUGAAGAAGAAUCCUAAAGAGAGGCUAUCAUUGCCUGAUAUUUUGAAGCAUCCUUUUAUGACCUAUGAUACAGAGGCUUACAGAAAAGUUUCAAAGAACUUUGGUGACACAUCAAUUGACAGUGGAAGGGAUACCAUGGCAACCAUGACAACUUCUACCUCCUCCAGGAUGACUAAUGUCCUCAAGCCCCGCCCCUUCCCAGCCUUCCCCCUGGAGUCCCACAUCUCUGAAGAUGCUGAGAGGAUUUUCCAACACAAAAAACACAGCUUUGAAGAGAAUGAAGUCGCCAACAUCUUCAACCAAAAAGUGCCAUCUGGCACUGCUAUCUCCCGCCACCCACCCUCCCCUCCUGUUCGACUGAGGGACAAUGACAGAAGCAUUGAGAAGCAACAAUUCAUGAGAAUCAACAGUCAAGACAAGGGUCGAAAUAUGGAACUUUACUCUGUGGAGAGAAGCUUAGAGGAGAUUCAUGGAGUCAAACAAAGUAAUAGACCUGCUCCUCAGUUUGACCCUUCAAAGUACCAGGAUACCAGGUCCAACACUCCCAGCAACUCCUCAGGGUGGUCCUGCAGUCUCUCUCUCCACAGCAAUGAUCCCAAAGUUGUAGCCAGUCCAGCCAUACAUGGUUAUAGUGACACCAGUGGUCAUGGAAUCAGCAAGCGAUCUGCCAGUGACUUGUCUUCCCAGAGUAGUGAAUUCAGUCUGUAUAAUACAAAAAAAGUACUGAACUUUGAAAGUGAUAGUCAACAUGAAAAGCCCCGUCCCAAAGAGGGUCAGGACUAUGAGUCUUUCUCCUCUCACUGCAGUGCCAAGCAUUCUUCCCAACGGGAUUAUGUGGGGCAGUUUGGAAGAAGCAAAUCUGUAGAUGAUUUCUUGGAUAGUGAUAUAGACACUAAUUUCAACAAUAAGCCUGACAAACUCAGCAAGCCAGAGGUGUCAAGAAGUGUUAAGAGUGCCUCUACAUCUUCAUCUGAUGAAGGGAAGGGCAACAAAAGCAUAAGGAACUCUGUUCAGCCUCUCUCUGCAGUCAGACUGUGUCCUAUUCGGCAAAAAACAAGAAAUGCUGUGGUCAACAUUAUGGAUAAUGGAGAGGUGUGUCUAGAGUUUGUAAAGCAGAAACAUAAGGUGGACAAAGUUAUGGAAGUCUUUGUCAUCUCUUCAAAUGGUAUGGGCAUCAAGAUCUACCAACCAAACUCUGGGAAAGGGGAACCAGUGUCGGACCACCCAGUCUCACUCCCAGCGUCACCCUCCAAGGAAUUCUCUUUUGAUGAACUACCGGAGAAAUACUGGAAAAAAUACCAGUAUGCUGCAAGAUUUGUUAAACUUGUAAGAUCAAAGACACCCAAAGUAACAAUCUACACCAGCAAAGCCAAGUGUAUGUUGAUGGAGAAUUCGCCAAACCAUGACUUUGAAGCUGUGUUCUAUGAUGGCAAUAUUCCUGGAGAUGACCAAACUAAUUACUGUGAUGAGUGUUUCCCAUGGAGUGCUAAAUUUACAAUGAACUCUACAAAUAUUCGAAUUAUUGAGAAGACUGGUACUUCCCUGGUUCUAGAAUCUGGGGAUACCCAACAGAGACUGGCUGAAGAAACACAAAAUCUUUUGGAGUACGUCAAACAGUGCAGAAAACAGUGCCUGGAGCUUGAGUCCGUCAUUGAGGCAGUACAACAGAGGUGUAGCACCGAAGGCCAGCAGUUUUUUCCUGUCAUCAUUGGAAGACGGCCAAGUGCUAACCUGAAUGACUCUCAGCGAUCUCGUUCUACGAGUGACACUCCCAGUUCCCUUGGGAUGGACAAUGUCAGCACCCCUUCUUCUGGUUCUGGAAGACCCCCCACGAUGUCUUCCUUUGAUGGGACAGUCGUGAGCACUGUAACAGAGUAUGUUGAUCCAUCAUCUGCUUCACGACUGACAGACGACUCCCAUGACCAGACACUUAGAGCACAGCAGAUAGCAGACCGUCUGGGUAACAUCAGUCCUACCUCUACCCUGCAGAGUGAGAGAAUUAACAACACCAGUCCCACAUCUAGUCACAGCAGCACACAGCUACGCAAAUCUACCGUGUUACGCAGUGUCUUUGUCCAAAACGUUGGAUGGGCAUCACAGUUAUCUAAUGGAGAGAUAUGGGUUAAGUUUGAUGAUGGAACCCAGAUGGGGGUUAAACCAACCACAACAACAAUUAAAUAUGUGGAUGUUCAUGGUAAACUAUUCAGAUUUCAAAGGACAGACAUUCUUCCAGAAGCAGUGAAAAUGAGACUGGGUAAAGUCCCCGUGGUGCUGGAGACUCUAAUGCAGGAGGCCCCGUCCACACCUUCCAAUGCUUUCUGUUGAGGAAGAGCUUUCCCGAUGAAAAUCUCAACCAUAUUUAUCUGUGAUAGUGCCAUAAUGGAAGCAUUACUCAUUUUCCAUUGAGUGCUGUGAUAUUGUAUAGGCAGCUGAUGUUAUUGUCGGUACAUAUCUGUGGGAGUUUUGUAUAAAAGAUGUUAAUUGGACAAAUGUGUGGCAUUUUAGCUAGAAGUAUUGUACAUACAAAUUAAAUUAAAAUAUAGAUUUUUCUGACUGUACAUAGCAGAAAUGUAUAUAUCUUAGAUUUUAGGCAAGAAACAUGUUAUAUUGUUGCUGUUAAAGAUUAAGUUCUUAGUUUAGUGCUAUUGGCUAUGGUAGGAUGUUUUGUUUGUGCUAUAUUUAUAUAAAGUUCAUAAAUUAUAAGUAAGAAAUUUGUUUUAAUGGUAGUAGAUCUGAAUUGUGUUCAUUUUUUAUUUUUAAAGCACAGUGUUGAAGGGUAUUGCAAUAUCUCUUUACACAUUUUAGUACUUUGAAAACUUCUUAUUAUGCACCACUAUAUUUUAACCACUGCAAGGAUUGAUUUUACCACGAUUUUAUUACCACAAUAUUUUUUCAAUACACAUUCACAACUAGACAUGAAUCACUAUAAUUCACAAUACAAAUUUGAAUAUAUUUUAUUACAACAAGUGAACAAAUUAAGUUAUAAAUAUGUUUUCAAAGCAUGAUUUUGCUUUAUAUUGUUAUGAAAAGGUAUUUUAAAGAAUUCCAAUUUUCUAACUUGUGGAAGCAAAUGUAGACCGAUUUUAGUUCAUGUUGAAUGCCCUUAUUGCUUACUGGUAUUUCUGUUGAGUACCAUAGCCAAUUCCAUGCUUAUCCUGUUAUAUAUUUAACUAGUCUUCAUAUACAUUAUAGUUAUAUGAUAUAAAUAAAGUAUGAAAAUCUUA
Molecule: messenger RNA, 4142 nt
Organism: Ostrea edulis (European flat oyster)
Lineage: Eukaryota; Metazoa; Mollusca; Bivalvia; Ostreida; Ostreidae
Product: serine/threonine-protein kinase PLK4-like
Exons: 17
Coding region: 178-3243 (1021 amino acids)
Biological process (GO): protein phosphorylation
Molecular function (GO): protein kinase activity; ATP binding; protein binding
Source: RefSeq, a predicted model, not a curated record